Molecule: messenger RNA, 1647 nt
Organism: Amphibalanus amphitrite
Lineage: Eukaryota; Metazoa; Arthropoda; Thecostraca; Balanomorpha; Balanidae
Exons: 5
Coding region: 6-1079 (357 amino acids)
Source: RefSeq, a predicted model, not a curated record
GUAUCAUGGAGGACCCUCUGCCCGUCCCGGCCUCGCUGGAACAGGAGAUCCUCGGCUCCACCUUUCGACUCAACAACAUCGUCCUGACGGGUAUGCGCGACUACGAGGUCAAACUGGUGCAGGUCGACCUGAAAGGGCACGAGUACACGUACGAGCUGCAGUUUCCGGCGCUGUCCACCCUGGGCCAGUACGUGCUCGAUUACUACUGGCGCGCCUGGGAGGGCGACUUUACCAUCUCCAUGUAUGACGUCACGGCCAGGGGGCGGGGCCUGCUGGACGUCUGCGGCAACGGCACCGUUCGGCUGAACUCGGGCCACAGUCACGUGGAGGUGACGUAUGCGCGGAUCCAUGCCGACCUGGGCAGCCCGCUGCUGGUGGAGGGCGCCGUCCAGACGGCCGUUGGCGCGCUCGGUCCGUACCUGUUUGACGUCAUCAAGCCGAGCACCCUGGACCGCGUCAACGGCUACCUGGAGCGGCACUGUCAGCCGCACGUCAAGGAGCUCGAUGAGGAGCGCAUGCUGACGGGCUCGUUCGCCAUGGUCGACUCGGCCGUCCUGGAGGCCAGGAAGAGGGUGCGUCAGGCCGGCUACGACCCGCUGCCGCUGCCGGACAUCAGCCAGGCUAGCUCCGGCGUGGAGGUGGAGCUGAGCCACGGCGUGCUGACCGGCCUCAGCAACCUGAAGCGCUCCGGGGACGUGGCGCUCGGGGUGCUCGACCAGACGGCCAAGGCCACGCUGGCGCUCGGCACCGAGCGCGUCACCGGCAAGUACCGCUGGACCGUGCGCGGCUUCAACCUGCUCGAGCGCAGCGGCUUCGUCAAGUUCAGCGUCGACAGUCUGAAGCUGCGCGCCCGGCUGGCGCAGGUGCUGACGCUCCGCGAGAGGCCGCGCAUCGACGACCUGGACGUCGACCUCGGCAAGCUGACCUUCCGGGCAGAGGGGCUCGGCAGCAUGGACUACGCCCUCAACGUGGGCGCGCAGAGCUUCCCCAGCAUGCUGAAAACGAUCAUCGUGAAGGCCGUGGAAGCUCCGCUCGUGUGGAUUAUCGAGAACCAGUUCAACGACCUGGUGCCGAGCUAGGCAUGGCGAUUUAUUCGUAGACUGUAGCCCAGACAAGAAUAUGGAGACAUUCAUGAUAUUAAGGGUUCCUGUGAUGCAUCCGUAAGAACAGUGCAGCGGUGUUUACAACCUUCCGCUGCAAUGCAGUCCGCGAGAGUACCACUACCUACGCCCAAACGGACCUGACCAGUGACCACAGAGGUCGCAGCCAUCGCCUGGUCAAACGUAAGUGGGUAAGCAGCUCACAGGUGGCGCUGACGGCACUGGACAUCGGGGGCUAAACGCGAGGUCCCUCGUCGAGGGUCGCCCCACGUGCGGUGGAGCUGGAAUAGUACGUCAGCGAUUCAGAUAGCAUCAUCUUGAGUAUGACAGCGAUUCGACAGUGAUUAAGACACGAGACAGCCAGAAGCCAGACACAGGAGCUAGGAGCAGCCUGGUGAUUUAUCGCUAUUGUGCUCACGGAUUCCUAUUUGAAAUGCAGACUGAUAACUUGCAUCUGGGGAGAAUUCAUCCAGAUCCGACCAGCGAUGUUUUUACGCUCUUGCCUUGCUCUGUGCAUGAAGCAAUAAAUGACAACCCACGAGACUAA